This is a messenger RNA of Doryrhamphus excisus (bluestripe pipefish), 4399 nucleotides long. The record is from RefSeq and is a predicted model, not a curated record. NCBI's taxonomy places the organism in Eukaryota, Metazoa, Chordata, Actinopteri, Syngnathiformes, Syngnathidae.
UAUGGUCCAUAUGGUAUUCUAAAUGUAUGACUUUUUUUCUUGUAAAUAUUAUAAUAUUACCUUUUCCCAAGGGCAAAAGUCACAUGAGAGUAAUUUUAUGACUUUAUUCUCAUAUAUUUUUAACUUUAUUCUCAAAAUCUCAUAGAAUUUUUUUCAAUGUGGACCUACUACUCAGCCAUAGUCCCCUAAUGGUGGUCCUAAUUUUCCGCACAGAAAGCUUUCUAGAUCUUCCAGAAUCUGUACCCAUUCCCUUUUUUUUGUAAUGGGUAUUUGGUAUUUCUUUGGUAUUUCUUUGGAUUUUGUGAUUUCAAUCUGUUUUCAUUUAUUCCACCCACGGCCCGCCUCCAGGCACGUCCACUCCGCUGUGGUUGGUCACAUUCCUGCUCAGAAGUGUGCUCGCUCUUCUGCCGAUAGCUGCCCAACCCAACUCUAUAGGAGUUGAUCAUAAACGGCCAUUCAUCUUUUUAAAAUGUCCGUGUUUAAGAUACUGCUAGUAUGUAUAUGUGUCCCAAAUCCGAUCCGGAAGUGAAGAAGUGUCUCAAGAAAAGAGGUUACUUCAAGACAUCUCCCAAUGGUAAGUUGCUUCAGCAUUAGGUUUUCUAUAGCAUCGGUAACACAUAAUGUGGUCAUUACACGUUUGUUGCGGGACUUCCAGUGUUUUAAGAACUCUGGUAGACCCCACUGAUUGUGGAGCAACUCCAAACUCAACACACUUGUCAUUUGCACCCUGCUCCCUGCAUGCACACUCUAUAAUGCUACACAGACAACCGCAUUGGGUCCAUGACUUACACAAAAUAAACACAAGACACAACUGUUUAAUUGUUACUUACUGCUUGCUCUUCUGACUCACAUGACCAAGUCAUGUUGGAAAGACGUGAGGCUACAGCAGGCUUUGGCUAGUCCAGCUGCAUACUGGCCCAUGUUCACAAAACAGUCCAGUGUGAAAUGCCAUUGACAGUUUCAAAUAAUUUUCUUUUGCUGGUAGGGAAUGAGGAACUCCAAUCACUUCUGCCUGAUUUCUUUGUUAGCAAUUGUAAACACAUGUAGCUUUCCCUUAUACCAGAAGAAACACUUCCUGGGAGACAUUGCCAACAUCGUUAACAAAGAAGCAAAGCUUAGGGCAGGGUGGGGGGAGCAGAGUUUGGGGGAUAUUUGGCCUACAGUGCAUGCCCAUAUGAGGAAGCCUGCCCAUGCGUGAAUCCUCACAAAUCACCAGUAUGAGAACGCCCUCUGACACCGAGCAUUCAGAGCCAUCCCAAACUUCUUUCAGGGCUCACUUCCAAAUGUGCAAAGCUCAUUAUCUGAAACGUUGGCAUGGUUUAACAUGAGAAUACAACAUUUGUAGGUCAGGAAAGUGGAAAAAGCAUCAUAGGCCCCUUUUUAAAAUGCUCUGUGUUCUUGCUCUGCUGCCUGUUUCCUGUCCACACUCAUCUGAUUACUCAUCUGGCCUUCUUUAGCACAGCAGCAGGACUCAGUCGUUGCCAGAUUGUCCCUCAUGUUCACACAUGCUUCUGACACGCUCAGCUCAGCUUGGUUUUGUGUUGCAUACCUGCUUUCCAGCUUUGUUUCUGACUUGCAUACUAAUUAUUUCAUUCCCACUUGGCUUACUCAGUGGCAUUCUGAUUUGCUACGUUUACUUUUUCCUGCUUGGCUUUUCAAGCAGUAUUUUUUGUUCACCAGCCUGGAUGUCAAUUUCUUCUCCUCAGUCAUCCAUUGUGGCCUUUCCUUGGCUUUAUCAACCAAUCAGAGGAUGGAAAAAGUUUUUCCUUUCAUUCAUCAUGUACAGUAUAUGUAUUUAUAUGCAGUUUAGAUUAUUUUCAGAAAACCUUCGAGGAAAAAUUGUUUCACAUAGGUUACACUUCAGUGAGAGUCAAACCUUGUGGAAUUCAUUCGUCAUGCGAACAAAGGUUCCACUAUAGUCAUAUAAAGACAUAUUAAACAUUAAUGUUGGGGAACUCACAUUCUCUUGUACCAAAAUGACACAUUCACCAUUUCAAGGUUACACAUUUAAAGCUGUUUUCAUCAAUUGACUCCAGUCCAAUGUGCAGAGUACUUCAGACAUUUUCAGGUUACAGUCCGGUCACACUCUUCAGGAUUUUGCUCCAGGAGCAGACGCUGAUCCCUUCAAGACCCACUACUGAGCAAAAGUAUUGAUAUGACUGAUAAUCUUGAAAAAAAUAUACAAAUUCUGACUUCCAAUGAUGCAUGACUGAGCUAGUCUUUGUCUUUCCUGUCACAUAUAUCAUGUUGUCGCUGUCACCUCAUCCACAGCCCAGCAUGGUUCAGAAGGUGGCUGUGAUUGGUGCCGGGCUUUCAGGUCUGACCAGCAUCAAGGCCUGUUUGGAAGAAGGUCUGGACCCUACCUGCUUUGAGAGCAGCCAUGACAUUGGUGGCCUAUGGAGGUUUAAGGAGGAGCCAGAGCCAGGGCGAGCCAACAUCUACCAGUCAGUGGUCAUCAACAGUUCCAAAGAGAUGAUGGCCUUCAGCGACUUCCCUCCUCCUGCCCACUUCCCAAACAACAUGCAUCACUCUGAGGUGAUGCUCUACCUGAGACUCUAUGCUCAGACCUUCAGGCUGCUGCAGCACAUCCGCUUGCAGACUGCUGUGGUCAGCGUGAGGCAGACUCCAGAUUUUGCCACCACUGGUCAGUGGGAGGUGGAGACCGAGAAACGUGACGGUCCGAGGCAGACUCACAUUUUUGAUGCUGUCAUGGUUUGCACAGGACACUAUACCACGCCUCACCUGCCGCUCAAAGACUUCCCAGGAAUAGAGAGCUUUGAAGGCAAGUAUUUCCACAGCUGGGAGUACCGCAGCUCCGAGGGUCUGCAGGGGAAACGGGUGGUGGUGAUCGGGAUCGGGAACUCAGGAGGUGACAUCGCUGUGGAUGUCAGCAGAGUGGCUGAGAAGGUAUUCCUUAGCACUAGGAGUGGAGCAUGGGUUGUGGGCCGCGUGGGCCUCGGCGGCAUGCCACAGGACCUUUUCGGAAACUCUCGGAUGGAUGUGAUGAAAAGGAGGCUCUUUCCGACGUGGAUCAACUGGAUGACUGAGAAGAAGCUCAAUCAAACAUUCGAUCACACACUCUAUGGACUGAGACCAAAACACAGCUUCUUUUCCCAGGUCGCUGUCGUGAACGACGACCUGCCAGCUCGUAUCAUCGCAGGUCGUGUACAGAUGAAGCCAAACGUGAAAAGUUUCUCCAUUUCCGCCGUGCUCUUUGAUGAUGGGAGCGUUGUAGACAAGGUAGAUGUGGUGGUGUUUGCCACAGGCUACGACUACAACUUCCCCUUCCUGCCUGAAAGUCUCCAAAACAAACGUGGCUGCAGACAUCAUCUCUACAGGCACGUGUUUGCACAAGGCCUUGCCCCGCCAACGCUGGCGGUGGUGGGCUUGAUUGAUGGUAAUGGUGCCGUUAACCUACUGUCUGAAAUGCAGGCUCGCUGGAGCACAAGGGUCUUUAAAGGUUUAAUAAGCCUUCCCUCAGAGGAGACCAUGAUAGAGGACCUUGACAAAGAAAUGGCAACCAUGCGUCAAAACUUUACCAAUGCAGACAAGAACCCGCUCCAGGUGGACGUCAUCCCUUACCGGGACUCACUAGCCAAGCAGGUGGGGGCUUUACCAAACCUUUGGUGGCUCCUCCUGACGGACCCGAGGCUGGCAUUCCACAUAUUCCUGGGCCCGUGUACUUCUUACCAGUACCGCCUGACGGGGCCAGGAAAGUGGGACGGAGCCCGACAGGCCAUUCUCACUCAGUGGGAGCGUGUCUUUCAGCCUUUUCAGACCCGAAAAGCAUCACCAGAGCGCAAAAGCAGAUGUUCUCCUCAAGGACUUGGCAUCAUCAUGGUGGUUUUCUCAGGCGCUGCUCUGUUGACCUGCUGCUUCUAUAAGAAACAUCAUCUUUCUUCUCAUUGGUCUUGAUGUGAAUUUAACUGUUUUAAAAGCAGUUUUUGUUUAGCAAAUUGUUACUUUUAAUUAUGUUUUAAUUGAUAUUUUGAAUUAAUAGUAUGGCGGCACAGCGGUCCAGUGGUUAGUGCACAGACCUCACAGCUAGGAGACCAGGGUUCAAUUCCCACCCUCGGCCAUCUCUGUGUGCAUGCGUGGGUUUUCUCCGGGUACUCCGGUUUCCUCCCACAUUCCAAAAACAUGCUAGGUUAAUUGGCCCCUCCAAAUUGUCCAUAGGUAUGAAUGUGAGUGUGAAUGGUUGUUUGUCUAUAUGUGCCCUGUGAUUGGCAGGGUGUACCCCGCCUCUCGCACCCCCGCGACCCUUGUGAGGAAAAGCGGUAGAAAAUGAAUGAAUGAAUGAAUUAAUAGUACCUUGUCAUAAGGCUAUUUUGUCAAAUCCAGUGUUUGAACCCCUUUACAAGAAACCCUGAGCAUUUGCCUAACGGUGUACCUGUGUACA